AAAACGAGUAGGACACAGAGGGAGUCGACAAGUAGAGUAAGAAACAAGGGGGAAUAUGAAUAUCUCUCCUGAGCUUUCACAACUGCCCUCCAUCUCAUUCAACUUCAUCUAUUUAUACUUGCAUACAAAUUAAACACACCAACUCUCUCUUCGAUUGCUGUUUCUCCGAUUCGAUAUCAGGACUCUGAAGAGCGCGGGGAAUCUUUAAUAUUUGCUGUAUCUGAUUUCCAGGGUGUCUACUAGCAGAAGUGGCAUUCCGGUCCGAGUGGUUGACUGUUAGCAUAAGGUCAAGCCUUCUCUAUUGUGUAGUCUGUAGUAUAUAAGUUUUCUGCUCGAGGCUACGCUCUCUAGCUUGAACGUCUUAGAAGUGUGCUUUCCUGUAUUGCGUGCAUAUCAUUCUCGUAGUAUUAUGACUUUGACAUUUCCCUCCACUAAAAUGUCCUGAAGAAGUGGGAAACCAGUACUUUUGUAAUGGAAGAUUCAAAGAACUACAGUCAUAUUCCGCGUAGUAACAUUGAACCUGAGAAUGUACAAUUUGGACAUACAUCUCAGGGAUACAUGAUGGAUCCAAUGGGUCGUAUAAAUUCUAGCGUGAGGCCAUCAGAGCUAAAUUUUGCAGAAGCUAAACCUGUACAUAAUUACUCUAUACAGACAGGUGAGGAGUUUGCUCUUGAAUUCAUGCGUGAUCGGGUGAAUCCAAAAAAGCCAUUUAUUCCAUUUGCUGCUGGCGAUCCUAGUGUCGCAACAGGUUACUUAGACCUGAAAGGCAUAUUAGGAAUCAGUCAUAACGGGUCAGAAAGUGGAUCAGAUAUCUCUUUGCUUGCCGUUGUAGGGAAGGAGCCAAAAGAGUUUGAGAGAAAUAACUCUUCUUUGUACGAAGAGAAAAGUACUUAUGGGUCUGUAGCAUCAGCACCAUGUGAUUCAUUAGGGUAUAACGGAAAUCAAACUGUAAUACCUGAGUAUUCCUCUUCCAGAGUAUCUGAUGGCUCCACAAGGAAAAUUAAAAUCCUGUGCAGCUUUGGUGGUAAAAUAUUACCUCGGCCCAGGGAUGGAAAGCUCAGAUAUGUUGGAGGAGAAACGCGUAUUAUCAGACUGAGGAAGGACAUUUCGUGGGAGGAAAUAUGGCAAAAAGCCACAGCAAUCUAUAUUUAUACUCAUUUAAUCAAGUAUCAGCUUCCAGGGGAAGAGCUCGAUGCUUUAGUUUCUGUAUCUUCUGACGAGGACUUACAGAAUAUGAUGGAGGAGUGCAGUGUACUAGGAGAUGGAGAAGGAUCAAAGAAGCUGAGGAUGUUUUUGUUUUCUGUAAAUGAUCUAGAUGAUGCUAAUAUUGGUUUGGCCAGUACUGGCGGUGAUUCUGAAGUCCAGUAUGUGGUUGCUGUCAACGGAAUGGAUAUAGGACUAAGAAAUGAGUCAACUCUGCAUGGACUAGCUAGCUCUUUAGCAACUAACUUGGAUGAGCUAAAUGUGCAGAAUGUUUCCAGAGACACAAAUAAAGUUGCAAGCGUUGCUGCUGAAUCAUCAAUAAAUCAAUAUUCACAGCCAAUUCUUUCCAAGCCCUCCAUCACUUAUGGAAAUGAGUCACAAUCUCAUCCUCAUCAAGGUGAGAUGCAUCACGAAGAAGUUGAGAAGGGCUUGCAUUCCGUCUCCGAACCCCAAUCUUCUACUUAUACACCUGUUGUAGAUGGUACUCGUCCAUUGCCUUCUCCUUUACUGGUGACCCGAGAAGGAAGUUUGUCAGAGGAUCACCCAUCUGGUGCUUUAGUAGGCUCCCAGAGUAUUCUUCAGAAAGAGGUGGAGGUGAAUAUGAAAACUAAUGGUACAAGUAAUAAAGAUAUUGAACAAGAAAAUCUUCGGCCCACAGGGAAGGAAGUUAAUUACUCCCCUGUUGAAGAGUCUUCAGCAUCCAUACCAACACUUGACACAAAACUUCCUUCAAGACCUUUGAUCAAUGAAAGCAGUCCCCUGGAAUCUGUGCCAGUUACUUCACCUGAUGUGACUAAUCCCAAAAGAGAUCCCAAAAUGAAUGAAAAUGGGUUGUUGACAUCCACUAGUGCCAUUGCUACUGAACAUGCAAACUCCCAGACUGAUUUAAUUGAUCUAAGCUAUCUUGAGCCCGCUGUGCCUCCUCAAAGUGUCUUUCGCUCUGAGAGAUAUCCUCGAGAACAGGGAGAGUCAUUAAACAGAUUAACCAAGUCCGAUGAUCUUGGUUCACAGUUCCUUGUUACUCAUUCUCGUUCUGAUAUUGCACAGCAGGAUUCUGUGGAAGAAUCUGGUGAGAUUUUGCACAAUUUUGAGCCAACUCUUAAGAUUGAGCAAUCUGCCUCAAGCACUAAGCUUAACAAGCAUGGAAUUUCUGAUAAUGGACUUGCAAAAAACCAGAAUAAUUCUGCGGCAAUAAAGGCCCAGAUGAAUGACAAAGAGAAUGGAACAUAUAAUCAGGUUCCUAAGCCUGGCGACAAAAAAAGCUCCAUCAAAGGUAACACAAAUAGUUCUGCGCUUAGUGAAACAACAAGAGGUAAAAACCAUGAGGAUUCUGCAUGUAGCCUUCCAGAUUAUCCUUGGGGUGAUAAGUCGGAAAGCAAUAUCUCUUCCAACUACGCUCAGGGAAAUUCCCAACCUUCUGCUAAGACAGGAAUGUCAACUAGAAAUGUUUCAUGGGGGGAAACCUCUGUUAGUGUAUCCAGACCAGAGCGAGGAGAUAUAUCUAUUGAUAUAAAUGAUCGAUUUCCUCAUGAUUUCCUUUCUGAUAUAUUCUCAAAAGCCGUCAUAUCAGAGAAUUCUUCUGAUGUUACACUGCAGAAGGAUGGAGCUUUAAGCAUGAACAUAGCCAAUCAUGAGCCUAAACACUGGUCUUACUUCCAGAAACUGGCACACGAUGACUUUGUUCAAAAAGAUGUUUCUCUUAUUGACCAAGAUCAGAUUGAUUUUUCAUCUAGACUUUCUAAAGUAGAAGAAGAAUCAGAAGCUUAUAAAAUUACUCCAGUAGUAAGAGGUGGAAUUUCUUCAAACCAGAUGGAUUCCAAAACUGAUUCAAGUGAUCAGAGAGAUUUACCUGGUGCAAGCGAACUUUCCACCACAGCUUUGCAUUCUGACUAUAAUCCGUCCCUGGUGGAAGGUAAGGAUGCCAUGCAGUUCAAAGAAUCAUCUGAGAACAUAAGAAUACCAGAAUCUGACUAUGAGGGUGGAAUUAGGAGCUUCCCUUCUCUGGAUCCUUCUUUUAAUGAUUUUGAUAUUAGUUCUUUGCAGAUCAUAAAGAAUGAAGAUCUUGAGGAACUAAGGGAACUUGGUUCUGGCACAUUUGGAACAGUUUAUCAUGGGAAAUGGAGAGGAUCGGAUGUUGCCAUAAAGAGAAUAAAAAAGAGCUGCUUUGCAGGUCGAUCAUCAGAACAAGAGAGAUUGACCACAGAGUUUUGGAGGGAAGCUGAAAUUCUGUCAAAACUUCAUCAUCCGAACGUGGUCGCAUUUUAUGGUGUGGUACAAGAUGGACCUGGGGGUACAUUAGCUACUGUUGCUGAGUUCAUGGUUGAUGGUUCUCUUAGGCAUGUUUUGCUGCGCAAGGAUAGGCAUCUUGACCAUCGGAAGAAGCUCAUUAUUGCGAUGGACGCAGCCUUUGGAAUGGAGUAUUUACAUUCAAAAAACAUUGUGCACUUUGAUUUGAAAUGUGAUAACUUACUGGUGAACUUAAAAGAUCCUUCACGGCCUAUAUGCAAGGUUGCUGAUUUUGGCCUGUCCAAAAUCAAGCGUAACACCUUGGUUUCUGGUGGAGUUCGGGGAACAUUACCUUGGAUGGCCCCGGAGCUACUGAAUGGAAGUAGCAAUAAAGUUUCUGAGAAGGUUGACGUUUUCUCUUUUGGUAUUGUCUUGUGGGAGAUUCUCACUGGAGAAGAGCCUUAUGCAAACAUGCACUACGGUGCAAUUAUCGGAGGAAUUGUUAACAACACACUAAGACCAGCUACACCAAGCUCUUGUGAUUCUGAAUGGAAAAAGCUAAUGGAGCAAUGUUGGGCUCCUAACCCUAUGGUGAGGCCCACGUUCACCGAAAUUACAAAUCGCCUUCGUAUAAUGGCUGCAGCUUGCCAAACCAGAGCACAUGUUCACAAGGCAUCUAGCUAGCGGUUUAUGCAUAUAGUACUGUUAAAAGGUAAUGGUAUUUCUGGUAAAUGUAUUAUGUAUACAUUCACUUGUAUAUUAAUGGUAUAUUAACGGCUUGUUUACAUUACAUCGGUUACUGGGAUAAGAUUCAUAUCCCUAUGGUUUUCGUGAGAUGAAAGUGUCCAUUUCUUA
Daucus carota subsp. sativus is the source of this 4284-nucleotide messenger RNA. RefSeq lists its product as uncharacterized. The transcript is spliced from 9 exons. Lineage: Eukaryota; Viridiplantae; Streptophyta; Magnoliopsida; Apiales; Apiaceae. Gene Ontology annotation, cellular component: cytoplasm. Gene Ontology annotation, biological process: signal transduction; protein phosphorylation. The record is from RefSeq and is a predicted model, not a curated record. The coding region runs from base 472 to 4113 and encodes 1213 amino acids. Gene Ontology annotation, molecular function: protein binding; ATP binding; protein kinase activity.